Myiozetetes cayanensis is the source of this 597-nucleotide messenger RNA. Its product is annotated as alpha-actinin-4-like. Gene Ontology annotation, biological process: actin cytoskeleton organization; muscle cell development. The record is from RefSeq and is a predicted model, not a curated record. The transcript is spliced from 4 exons. Gene Ontology annotation, molecular function: actin filament binding. Gene Ontology annotation, cellular component: cortical actin cytoskeleton; cell junction; plasma membrane. The annotation marks the transcript as partial. NCBI's taxonomy places the organism in Eukaryota, Metazoa, Chordata, Aves, Passeriformes, Tyrannidae.
GGGGCCCGGUCGCGAUUCCGGCGCCUGUCGCGACAGGAGGGGGGCCCAGGGCCGCGAUCAUGGUGGAUUAUCACAGCGCCGCGCAGCCCCAGCACGCCUACGGCGGCAACGGGCCCGGCCCCAACGGCGACUACAUGGCCCAGGAGGACGACUGGGACCGGGACCUCCUGCUCGACCCCGCCUGGGAGAAACAGCAGAGGAAGACGUUCACGGCCUGGUGCAAUUCCCACCUUCGGAAAGCCGGGACGCAGAUCGAGAACAUCGACGAGGAUUUCCGGGACGGCCUCAAGCUGAUGCUGCUGCUCGAGGUCAUCUCAGGGGAGCGGCUGCCGAAGCCGGAGCGGGGCAAGAUGAGGGUUCACAAAAUCAACAACGUCAACAAAGCCCUGGAUUUCAUCGCCAGCAAGGGCGUCAAACUCGUCUCCAUCGGCGCCGAGGAGAUCGUGGACGGGAACGCCAAGAUGACCCUGGGCAUGAUCUGGACGAUCAUCCUGCGCUUCGCCAUCCAGGACAUCUCCGUUGAGGGUGAGGCACCCCAGCCACCCAUCCCCGGGAUCCACCCUGGGAUCUACCCCUGGGAUCUGUGCCUUGGGAUCU